Molecule: messenger RNA, 3286 nt
Organism: Esox lucius (northern pike)
Lineage: Eukaryota; Metazoa; Chordata; Actinopteri; Esociformes; Esocidae
Gene: fbxw8
Product: F-box and WD repeat domain containing 8
Exons: 9
Coding region: 170-1933 (587 amino acids)
Cellular component (GO): preribosome, large subunit precursor
Molecular function (GO): protein binding
Source: RefSeq, a predicted model, not a curated record
UUCGACCGCAUAGUCCCUCUAGUCGGACAGUUUUUGGAGUAGGACUUCUGUGGGUGUUUGUUUAGUUUUAGCACGACUAGCCAGGCGCUAAAUAUGUAAACAUACUUCUUUGUUAUUUCUGAAAACAACAACAAAAUAUGUUUUUAUAACGUUACAGUAACUAUGCUAGAUGAUCAUGGCUGAAAACGAACUUCUGGCUUUCAGAGAGUGUUGGAAGCAAGAAUUGACGCAUAAAAUCAAAGAGGAUUCGAGUUCUAACGUAACUGGCCAAACAAGCCGGGAAGACUCUAAAUUAAAACGAUACUUUGAAGAUUUUGGUCAGAACAGAAGUUUACUAAAAAUAAGACAUGAUGCAGCAUUACAGGGGAGAAUAAAGGGAGGGAACGAGGCGGUUUUGUCGGCAGGAAAACCUCAAAAAGAGGACAAACCCGAGUAUGUGUCGAUAGCCGAGGGCUUGCUCGAUGGAAGGACCAGUCCCUUGUUGGAGAGGAUGCAGGAAGAGCGGUCUCGGAGGAAAAGACAAUACCAUAGUUUGACUAACGCGUGUAGCACGUCCCUACAACAGCAACCUCAGAGGAAAAUAAACAAGGGUGACAAAUUGGUUGAUCAGUUCAUACAAGACCUGAAUGAGACAAAUGACAUUCCCUUCUUUGACAUUGAGCUGCCCUACGAGUUAGCUCUGAAGAUCUUUCAGUAUCUCAGUCGGAAAGAGCUGGGGCGAUGUGCUCAGGUGAGCAAAGCGUGGGGGGUCCUGGCAGAGGAUGAGGUGUUGUGGUUCAAAAUGUGUCAGAAGGAGGGCUUUCACAGCAGUGCCUCUGUCUCUGACUCCCCCUGCUGGAAGAGCACGCUCCGUGACUGUAGGAGAUCUGAGAACGCUGUGCGCUCCAACUGGAAGAACCGAGUGGGGUCGAUAAGUCAACUGCAGUAUGAGCUGGGCAAGGUGCUGUGCGAUGUCAGUUCCUGUUGCGGCUAUGUUGUCGCUGGGUACACUUCAGGUGACGUCAGACUGUGGGACACCCUCCACUGGGACUCGGCAGCCUCGUUCUUGAGGCCCAGCCCCGCGAUGGUCGACGUCACCCCUCGGCCUCACGUCAGCCAUGUCAGUGUGAACGACGGUGUGGCUGCGGCUGCCUAUGACGACGGGUGUGUGGACGUGUGGAGCACCGAGACAGGACAGGAGCCCGUCCACCACUUCCAGGUCCCUGGAAGGGUGCAGACCCUGUCUCUAAGCUCAGACAGCCCCACCUUGGCCACUGCUGCUGGGCUAGACGUCCGGCUGGACCAGCCUGAUGACAGGGGCUACUGGAGGACCCUCUGCCAGGCAACCCUGCCCAAACCUAGACUCUGGUCCCAGGUGGAGUCCAUGGUCCUGGUGCCAGGGUCUGGGGGGCGACGAGGGGACUCUGGCCCCCUGGUGGCCCUGUCCGCUGGGGAGACAGUGUACCUGUUGGCCCCCGAGUACCAGGAGCCCCGGGUGCUGCACACCGUCUACGGCCAUCCGGUCACCUGUCUGGAUGCCUCAGCCUCCCGCGCCGCCCUGGGGGUCAAGAGCAGCGGCUGGGCCAUGAACGACGGAGGCAACAAGAUCCAGGUGUACAGCCUCGAUACGGGCCAGUCGGAGGUAUCUGUGGGGAACGCGGCGGGGGACUUCUCCUGCAUCAACCUGAGAGACAGCCCCGCUCACCUGCUCGUCUGUGGAAACAAAGACAGGAGCACUUUCUUUCCAGAUCAUUCCAGGGUGCAAAUGUGGGUCCCAAUAAGGCCGGGCCUGUCUGGAAUACGACCGGAUCUAUCUGCCCAACAAACAGGAAGUCUUGUGGGGUGGGGUGGGGGUGCAGAGGGAGUGAUGGGGCUGUUGCCACGUUCGUGCGGGUGGUCUCGUGCCUGUAGGAAAGAAAAUGAGCCCGCCUGCCUCGUCUCCCUUGAGGCUUAACUGGCUUUCCGCCUGAUUGAAUCAAAGGUAAUCUCAUAUGAAGUCUGUGGUAAAAACAUCCAAUAGUUAGCAAGUGUAGCAUUCAACCUGCCAUUGUUGACACCGACGGGACAUUAAUAUGACACGUGGCUGUAUGGCGGUCCAUGUCAUGGGUACAAGUCCGGCUGGUACGGAUAACACUCAUCCAUUGCUGUGCCCUCAAGUAGAAAACAAGGAUCGGGCUGAUUAAUGUGAAGUAGCUUGUCCCCUGGCAGCUCCGGGGUAAACCGGGGCUCCGUCCAAACAUUAGAUUGAUGAUCGUCGCAAACGGCCAGACGGUUACAUCUAAUCCCCUUCUCUGUAGCGCGAACGCCCACGGAGCCACGCCAUGCCAGGGCUGUGGUCAAAUGCAGUGCAUGGCAUAGGGAAUAGGGUGCCAUUUGAGCCGUUGACCGAUGUCUCGACGUAUGUCUUUGUUACAACGCAAAUGCCCAUUUAGCAAUGCAAACCUGAUUCAUUUAAUUUCUCGAGGCGGUAAUUAAAUCGGUUCAUCCCCCGCCUAAAUAAAUUCAAUUUGUGUAAUGAACUUUUGGGAUGCUUUUAGCAUGGAGUCAUCCGCCGGCUGCUAUGUGGUGGGACCCAAUAAACCAAAGCAGUGAUGGUGGCAGAUGGGGGUCCGGAGGUCCGAGCUGCACGCGUAGCUUGUCAAUCCGCAUCCAAAAAACCUCUAUGUUUUAUUAGCGCUACGAAAACACUGCGUUCAGCACAUAACACGCUAAAUAGUUGUGGCUUUGGUUCGCGGAGCGUGAUUGAAGUAAUUAAAGCGUUUGUUUAUAAGAGAGCGGAUGCAAUUGGAUGGAGAGCCCCUCGAUGCCACCUGCCAUUGAUGAUCCUGUCCGUUGGCCUGUGUCCCUGAUGAUCUUGCGUUAUGUCUCGUUGUUUUUCUGGUCCAUUGUUCACCAAGUUACCUUGUAAAUUUGUGGCCUGAGUCUCAUCCUGUUGGUUCUGUCUUGCCAGCUCCCACCUUUCCACUCAUUGUCGUCCCAAAGGAUGACAGGCAGAAAAAGCACAAGCAGAUCUUGAACCAGGCUAGGAAAAAUGGCGGUGGUACAUUCACUAUGGUUUUCGUGUGGAGAUCCUAUUACAUUGUUCUAAUUUCAAUUUUUAUGGGUUUCCUCUUGAGUAUAUAGCCACAAAGUCAAAAUUGUCAACAUUGUUAAAAAAUGUAAAUAAUAAAGUCUUAAUUUAGGGGUUAAUCACAUGAUUAGUAAUGGUACAUAGGCCUUAACAUAACAGUUAAGAGUGUAGAAAUGAUGUUAUGGCUUCAGAAGCUUGUGACUGUCAUCACUUUCUGCCACAUCAGUUCCCGUGUUG